Molecule: messenger RNA, 1353 nt
Organism: Babjeviella inositovora NRRL Y-12698
Lineage: Eukaryota; Fungi; Ascomycota; Pichiomycetes; Serinales
Exons: 1
Coding region: 1-1353 (450 amino acids)
Source: RefSeq, a predicted model, not a curated record
AUGCAAUUCAAGUCUACUGUUUCCGCUGCCACCUUCUUGGCGCUCCUUAACGUCGCUCAGGCUGCUGACAACGUCUGUUACAUUACCGCUUUGAUCAGUGAUGUCAAGAAUAACUUGGACCAGUACUUACCAUACGCCGGUGAAAUCCCGCCAGAUUUGUUGUCCUUGGCCCUUGCCGCUCAGACCUACACCGACGAUUCCUACACUACUUUGAUUACCUCAGGGUUCCCAUACGCUGCCAUCGAAAGCAUCGUCACUGGUCUUCCUUUCUAUUCUAGCAGAUUAUCUGCUGAAUUGGCUGCUGGUGAUGCUGCAUGUGCUCCAACCUCCGCCACUCCAACCUCUACUACUCCAACCUCUGCUGCUCCAACCUCUGCUGAUCCAACUUCUACUGCCGCUGCUCCUAGUACCAUAAUUAUUACUACUGCCGCGUCUACUACCCCGGUUAUUGUCGUUGACUCAACCACCCCAGUUGACACUGUUGCCUCAUCUACCGCUGUUGCCCCAGCUUCCUCCGUUGAUACAACUACCACCUCUAUCCCGGCCUCUUCCGCUGCUCCAGCUUCUUCUGCUCCAGCUUCCUCUGCUGCUCCAGCCUCUUCCGCUGCUCCAGCUUCCUCUGCUGCCCCAGUCUCUUCUGCUGCCCCAGCUUCCUCUGCUGCUCCAGUUUCCUCUGCUGCCCCAGUUUCCUCCGUCUCCACAACUUCUUACAACAAUGGUACUGAGUCAAUCGUCACCCUGUACGCCACUGAGAGCCUGUGGACCACCGAACUCAUCACCAUCACUAGCUGUGUUGAUAACAAGUGUCACCUUGUCACCUCUUACACCACCUACUGCCCAGAGACCGUUACUCCAACCACCGCUGUUCCAGCCACCGUCGCUCCGCAGACCACCACUGAAACCCUUACUAUCACCAAGUGUGAGAACGGUGUGUGUCAAGUUGUCACCUCUUACACCACCUACUGCCCAGAGACCGUUGCUCCAACUACUGUUGCUCCAACCACCGCUGUUCCAGCCACCGUCGCUCCGCAGACCACCACUGAAACCCUUACUAUCACCAAGUGUGAGAACGGUGUGUGUCAAGUUGUCACCUCUUACACCACCUACUGCCCAGAGACCGCUGCUUCAAAGCCAACUACCGCCGUUGUUCCUCCAGCCGUCACUUCCGCUCCUGAAAUCAACCAAACUGUUACUUUGACCACUGCCCAAACUGUCGUUUUCCCAGUUAGUUCUAGCAACGCUACUGUUCCUCAAGUCCCACUGGCCUCCACCUUAGUCGGUGCUGCUGCCGGUAACUCUAUUAACGCUGCUGGUUUGGCUGGUGUUGCUGCUGUCUUCUUGGCUUUGUUGUAA